Molecule: messenger RNA, 3019 nt
Organism: Toxorhynchites rutilus septentrionalis
Lineage: Eukaryota; Metazoa; Arthropoda; Insecta; Diptera; Culicidae
Exons: 2
Coding region: 1729-3015 (428 amino acids)
Source: RefSeq, a predicted model, not a curated record
UAAUCCGGAAAAUAAUCAUUUGUAGGGAACAAUUAUAAAAAAAAAAGUUGGUAGAAGCUCUGUCCCUACUUUUUUAUGAUACAAUAAAUAUUCGCUAACUGGGCGAAAAGGGAAGAUCAGUUAUCGAAAAUCACGUUUUAAUUGGUCCGGCAUGUAAAACGUCAAACAAAAUCGAGGGGAACUUCAAUGAAUUGUUUGAUUCUCGUUGAUCUUGAAAUUGGACAAACAAAAGGUUUCCAAUGGAAAAACAGUUAACGUGCGCCCAGUUAAAAAGCAGACCAGUUAAACCAGGACCAGUUAGCGGACAAUUACUGUUCAUAAAAACAUACGGUGGCAGGUAUCCAGAAUUACAGUUUUCAGCGUGGACAUUUUCGUAACCCCUUCCCCCCUAAAGUUGUCCACGUGGUAUGUGGACAGCCCCUAAUGAUAUCCAUAACAACUCGUCCAAGAUUAUGUGGCGAAUCUUUUCUCGUUGAUUCGUGCAAAACAACGGCGCUAAACUCCAUUGCAAUUCUGUUGAACAAGUUGAAAAUUGUGACUCUUUCGCAAUACAUGACUUUAGUACCGAAUGCUUCGUAUACAGCCGAUACACAAGAACAUCUUGUUGGAUUGAUGGACUUGCUAUCGGAGCGGCGAGAAGAAUGUUCAGCCUAGAAAUUGGACAAUGAAGCAGCAUCGACAUCAUAUCGAAUUUCAGCUUCAUCUUAUUUUAGUGAGAAUGUGGAUGACAUGAUUAUUGAAUUCGACUAUGAGUACACCGUCGAUGAAGCGAAAACUUUUCUCGACAGAACAGAACAAAAUUCGUUCUUCUAUAGCUGGUUACAUCAUCAAAAUAAGUCAACGGGAAAGAGCAUGUCAGCAGGAGCGGUAUAUGAAAACAGUACGGAAGCACGCAGAGGGGGAAUUACUUGCUUGAAGCGUGAGAGAGACAGACUGAUCACGAGCGAGCAUGGGCACAGGCGUAUUGUGUUUUGUUUACAAACAAAACACAGUAGACUUCCAAGAUGGCUACAGAGUGGUUUUAGCAUAUUAGCCCACCUUAGGAUUUACUUCUAGGCGCCUUGGUAAUAAUUAGUCCUAGGCAAGGAUGCCAGGUGAUUUUUUCAGAUGUCUUCAAAUGGUACGAAAAAAUGUCUUCAAAUGUCUUUACAAUCAUAUUGGAGGAAACUAAAAUUCAUAAUUUAAUUUUGAACAAUGUUUGAUAGAUUAUUCAGUGUUUAUUCUAAUUGAUAUUGUUAAAUGUCGAGUUUCAUGAAACUUUCUUCGAGAUUUUGAACUUUAUUUCAGAAAAUAUAUGAGUAUGUUGCGCAACGGUGAACUAAAUUUCAUGAGUUUAGAAAUUGUUGGAGACAACUGUAUUCUGUUGGAGUGGCUCCACCUAUGAGUGGCUCCCUACGACGCUGGGCUCUCGAGUGACAGUUGCCUGUUACUCCGACGAUGCUGUAAGGCGCAUAGAUGUGUGUGAUGACAGUUGUCACAUUGUCUAGACACUUCCGUUUCAAUCGUUAAUUGUAAGGUCUGCCAAUGUAAUACCUCGUGUUCUUUUACAAUAAUAAAUUAUAUUUUAAUGUGUUAAUGGCGCGUCAGUAUUCCCAAUGAAAGACCAUUGUAUUUACAACUUGACACCUCUCAAAUACAAAAGUGGCGACGUUCGGUUCGGUUUUGUUUCGAUUUUCGUGAUAAUUAAUAAUUCCGUCACCCCCGCGUAAACGACGGAGAGUAGAGAGCAUGGAAAACGGACAGCAGCACCAUUCGGAUGCGGAUCGUCUGCGGAUCCAGCAGCAACAUCAACAGAAUACUCAUGCAGGAAAUCCCAGUCAACCGGUCCCCCACCAGCAGCAGCAGCCACCGUUUGUGCUUUCUCCUCCGCAGCAUCAGCAGCAGCAGAUCCCGAUCCCGGCAGAUAACCUCCUCACACAGAUGAUACACAUGAUGCAAAAGCAACAAAUACAUUAUCAGCAGCAGUUGAACCAGCUUCUUCUCCGGCAACAGCAAAACGAGCAACGGGCGAAAGAAUGGCAGCAGACAUUCCUUCGCAGUAUAACGUCUUCAAUCAACGUUCAGGUUCCACCUAACCCCGAACAGAUUCUAGAUUCUCUUGCUGGAUACAUCAAGGAGUUCCAUUAUGAGGCGGAGAGUAAUCUGACCUUCGCUUGCUGGUAUUCACGCUAUGAUGACCUCUUCGAAAAGGACGUUUCUCGUUUGGAUGACGAAGCCAAAGUACGUCUACUUCUACGGAAAAUGGGUACCGUGGAACACGAGCGGUAUGUCAGUUAUAUACUUCCACGGUUGCCAAAAGACUUCAGUUUCGCGCAGACAGUAGAAAAAUUGAAAGGACUGUUUGGACACCGGGAAGGAUAUUGUACCAGCGCAAAGAAGUCGCGUGGAUCUGCGAAGAAACGGAAGAAGUUCUCGGUAACCAGCAAAGUGGUUGUAGUAAAAGCAUGCAGUGUGGAUAAAAGAAGGAAAUUUGUUCCUGUUUUAUUCCCCGGAGGUGAAAUAAGGUUACAGCUUGAUACAGCCUCGGAUAUAACAGUGAUUAGCAAGAAGAAUUGGCCGACGAUUGGAAGUCCAGUGUUAGCCCCAGCUACAGUGAAAGCGAAAACCGAUUCGGGAAAUGUUUUGCCUCUUGUAGGCGAAUUUAGUUGCAAUGUUAGCAUUGCAAAGAAAACCCACAAAGCAGUGAUUCGUGUGACUGAAAAACAUUUGCAACUUCUUGGAUCUGAUUUGGUAGACAGUUUUGAUCUCGGAUCCGUGCCGAUGGACACAUUCUGUUGUCAGGUAUCCAGUGCACCCGUGUCUACCAAUUCCCUGAAGAAAACAUUUCCGAAGGUGUUCAGUGAAGAACUUGGUUUAUGCCAUAAGAUUAAGGUGAAGUUGAACCUAAAAGAACAGUGUAACCCAGUUUUCUGUCCGAAACGCCCAGUGGCGUAUGCCAUGCAGGAUGCUGUGAAUCAAGAGCUCGAUCGUCUAGAGAAGAUAAAUAUCAUUUCACCGGUAGAUUAUUUGGAGUGAGCCG